GCUGUCGCUGUCGCCGUCGCCGUCGCCGUCCCGGUCCGGUCCCGGUCCCCAACCCCCAACCCCCAUCGGCCUUAGGCACGGGAUGAAUUAGAAAUCUCACAGCGGGACAAGAACAAAGCUUACCUAGUUAGUCGCCGGGACCAAGUGGGAUGGGUGGGUUUGAGGUAGACACGCUCAGUCACCCCUCUCUUCCAAUCACACAACUCGAAGUCGGCAUUCCAGCCAUCUCCCACAAUACUUCCUCCAAAAGGUACCCCAUGAGAAGAAAAUUUCGUUGCGGAGCCUCGAAUCUGGGUUACCGAAGAGCGAAAUACCACCGGCAGAACGGACCCAUUCCUUCCCCGUCUUUGUCAGCAGGUGUGAAAUCAUUAUGGAUCGUCGAGUUUCUCUCUCUCUCUUUUUUUUCCUUUUUUUUUCUUUUUUUUCUCGUUCUUCUAGAACGUCGUUCGCGGGUCUGUCUCCAUUAUGCCCGUGGGCCAAGAUUGGUGGUGGGUCAGUCUCCUCUAUGUACACAUGUAUUCUGUAGAUGUCCGUCUGGCAUGGCCCCAAAACCGUGCAAUUCCCACCUGGGUAUAAGGUAUGCGUUGAGUAUAUAUGUACCUCUGUACCCUGGACACCUAGGUAGAUUGUACAGGCAUGUACCUCGCUACAUAAUAUCUACAGAUCAAGCAGCCCGAGCGAUUGACCAAUCGGCUUCGCUGCUGCCAAAUGGAUGCCCCACUCUGUGCCGCGGCUGGAGUACGUACCCGAAGAGCAACAACAUCCGCACAUUUUCGGCCUCCGGUUUGUCGUACUGAGCCGCCCCUCCUAUCUCCAAGUGCCGUUUCUUAGUUAUUAUGAUGCUACUCUAAGUCGUCUGAUCAUCGUUAUCCUUCUCGUUCACCCCCCCGCUGCCGCCUGCCCGACCGCCCUACCGGGCUUCAUCGGCCUUAUCACUAAUCACCGGUCGCCGACCAUCGACUUCUCUUACAAUUACACAGCCUUCCCUCUUGAGCUCCAACACCCGUCACGCCCCCGUCAUGUCAACCCAGAUCCCUGAUGAACUCAACAUCGCGGCCCCCUUGUCUGUGACCCCAUGAACCAACGUCUUUCGCCCGCGCUCAUUGUGGUCGGCGAGCUGUCAACAAGCUAGAGUCCGCUCCAUAGGGCUACGGUCCAUUAGGCUUGGCUCGGAUCAGCCUCCGUUGGUACGGUGUACAGAAGUAGUGU
Colletotrichum navitas is the source of this 1209-nucleotide messenger RNA. RefSeq lists its product as uncharacterized. The coding region runs from base 150 to 797 and encodes 215 amino acids. The transcript has a single exon. The record is from RefSeq and is a predicted model, not a curated record. NCBI's taxonomy places the organism in Eukaryota, Fungi, Ascomycota, Sordariomycetes, Glomerellales, Glomerellaceae.